Messenger RNA from Vigna umbellata (rice bean), 1495 nucleotides. RefSeq names its product 7,8-epoxymelianol synthase CYP88A154-like. Gene Ontology annotation, biological process: brassinosteroid homeostasis; brassinosteroid biosynthetic process; multicellular organism development. Gene Ontology annotation, molecular function: iron ion binding; heme binding; ent-kaurenoic acid monooxygenase activity. Gene Ontology annotation, cellular component: endoplasmic reticulum. Lineage: Eukaryota; Viridiplantae; Streptophyta; Magnoliopsida; Fabales; Fabaceae. The record is from RefSeq and is a predicted model, not a curated record.
AUGAUGUUUCUGCAUUCUUUGUGGUUCAUCCUGUUUGCAGCUUUGUUGGGUGGAUAUGCAUUUGUCUUUGGAUUUCUUUGGAGAGUGAAUGAAUGGUACUAUGUUUCAAGGGUGGGAAGAAACAUGCAACACCCUCUUCCACCCGGUCAUCUGGGUUGGCCUUUCUUGGGAAACAUGCUCACCUUCUUCAAAGCUUUCAAAUCUGAUCCUGAUUUUUUUAUCUAUGAUCUUGUUUUCAGAUAUGGCAGGACUGGUAUGUACAGAACAUUCUUAUUUGGAAGCCCUAGCAUCAUCGUAUGCACCCCAGAGACAUGUCGUAGGGUUCUCACAGAUGAUGAACAACUGAAGCUUGGAUACCCUGCUUCCACCACCUCCCUCUUUGGAAAGAGAUCGUUCCAUGGCAUCUCAAAUGAGGAACACAAGCGUCUUCGUCGCUUAACCACCUCUCCCAUAACUGGCCACGAGGCAUUGUCCAUGUACGUAGGUCUCAUAGAAGAUGCUUCUGUCAAACUGCUGGAAGAGUUGUCUAGCAUGAGCACUCCUUCUGAGUUCCUCACAGAGUUGAGAAAGUUCGCUUUUAAGAUCAUCACCACCAUUUUCAUGGGCUCUGAUGUUCACCAUGUGGAUCUUGGCUUGGUCGAAAACUUGUACAGAGAUUUCAGUCGCGGAAUUAAGUCACUGCCUAUCAAUCUCCCAGGCUUUGCAUUCUAUAAAGCAGUCAAGGCACGAAAGAAGUUGACGAAGUUGCUGCAAGGUGUGGUGGAGCUAAAGAGAAGGAGCAACAGUAGAAAAAGAAAGACGAAAAGGGAUAUGAUGGAUUCAUUGAUGGAAGUGAAAGAUGAAGAGGGUAAGCAGCUGGAGGACGAAGACAUUAUAGACUUACUUCUGGUGUUCUUGUUAGCUGGCCACGAAAGUUCUGCUCAUGGAAUAUUGUGGACUAUCAUCUACCUCACACAACACUCACAUUUCUUCCAAAGGGCUAAGAAAGAACAAGAAGAGAUCAUGCAAGCAAGACCCUCCACUCAGAAAGGACUGAACAUAAAGGAAAUUAAGCAAAUGGAAUAUCUUUCAAAGGUUAUUCAUGAGAUGCUGCGCAAAACAUCUAUCUCGUUUGCGAACUUUAGACAGGCAAAGGUUGACCUCAGCAUCAAUGGUUUUACUAUACCAAAAGGAUGGAAAGUUCUGGUUUGGAACCGAGGGGUGCAUAUGGACCCUGAAACUUACAACAAUCCAAAGGAAUUCAAUCCUUCCAGAUGGGAAAAUAACACAGCAAGAGCAGGUUCUUUUAUUCCAUUUGGAUUAGGAAGCAGAUUUUGUCCUGGGAGCGACCUGGCCAAACUUGAGAUCACCAUUUUCCUCCAUCAUUUUCUUCUUAACUACAGGAUGGAGAGAGUUAACCCAGAUUGUCGAAUCACUUAUCUACCAUUGCAAAGGCCCUUAGAUAACUGCUCUGCAAGAAUUAUAAAACUCACAUAAAUCAUUAGAUACAUAUACU